Molecule: messenger RNA, 2373 nt
Organism: Pelodiscus sinensis (Chinese soft-shelled turtle)
Lineage: Eukaryota; Metazoa; Chordata; Testudines; Trionychidae
Source: RefSeq, a predicted model, not a curated record
CGACUCCAGUGCAGGCACGGAUGUUGUGAUCACAUGACUGUCAGGGAGGUGGACAGGCCUCGGUUUAUUGGUCGGGGUAAGAUCACGUGGAAGGCAGAGGGUGAAGGGGUGCGAGACAGCUGCGAUGAUUGGCGGUACUGAGAUUGGGGUGUAGUCACGUGAAGUGGAGGUUGCUGGCUUGGGACAAAUAAACAUGGAGGCCAUCUUCCACGAGAGGCAAGAAGGUUCAUUGUGUGCUCAGCACUGUCUGAAUAAUUUACUACAAGGGGAGUAUUUCAGCCCAGUGGAGUUAUCGUCUAUUGCACAACAGCUAGAUGAGGAAGAGAGAAUGAGAAUGGCAGAAGGAGGCGUUUCUAGUGAAGAGUAUAGGACGUUUUUACAGCAGCCUUCUGGAAACAUGGAUGACAGUGGCUACUUCUCUAUUCAAGUUAUAAGCAAUGCCUUGAAAGUUUGGGGUUUAGAACUAAUCCUCUUCAACAGCCCAGAAUAUCAGAGGCUCGGGAUCGACCCUAUAAAUGAAAGAUCAUUUAUUUGUAAUUAUAAGGAACACUGGUUUACAGUUCGAAAGUUAGGAAAACAGUGGUUUAACUUGAACUCUCUCCUGAUGGGUCCAGAACUAAUUUCAGAUACAUACCUUGCACUUUUCUUGGCUCAGUUACAACAGGAAGGUUAUUCUAUAUUUGUUGUAAAGGGUGACCUGCCAGAUUGUGAGGCUGACCAACUACUGCAAAUGAUUCAGGUACAGCAGAUGCAGCGACCAAAAUUGAUUGGGGAAGAGACUGCACAAUCAAUGGAUCAAAGGGUGCAGAAAACUGAACUGGAACAAGCUUUAGACGUUAACCAUUCCUUUGGUGGAACAGGCAUGUUGGAUGAGGAUGAGGAGAAUUUCCAAAGAGCUCUUGCUCUAAGUCGACAAGAAAUUGAUAUGGAAGAUGAAGAAGCUGAUCUUCGUAGAGCCAUUCAACUUAGUAUGCAAGGAGGCUAUCGAAGUGAGUUUUCAGACUCUGUAUCACAGAAUAUAUCACAGUCAUCUGGUACAAGGAAGUUGUCAGAACAGGACCUUAUUAAAAGAGACAAAGCAUAUUUCAGACAGCCGCAACAGUCACAGCAGCAAGGCCUGACCCCAGAUAGACAUGAUAAGCCAACUACAAGUUCAAAUGCACUAGAAACAGACCCAGGAGGCAAUAUGAGUGAAGAAGACAUGCUUCAAGCAGCCAUGAAUAUGUCCUUGGAAUCUGUUAGGAACUGCCUGAAUACAGAAGAAAAGAAAUGAAAACUUUUUUUGUUGUUUCUUUUGGUCAAAACACUCAAUCUUCAAUGUAAUAUUCUUGUGUGGAAGCUGUAUAAGCAGGGUUCAUUUCAGAAACAUAUGGAAGCAAGGUAUUGUUUUACCACAGAUGCAAACGGCGUGAGAGUUAAAAGAGGAUCUGCAAAUAAAAAGAUUGCACCAGUUUAGAAAUUACGGCCUUGAUAUUGCAAAACACUUCAACACACACAUAACUUUGCUUAUGUGAGUAAUUUUAUUGAUUUCAGGAGGACUACUCAAGUGAGCAAAGUUUUAUGCAAAUAAUUUAGUGCCUUGUAGGCUCAGGGCCUGUGUGUUGAAUGCUUGAAGAAUUGAGCACACAAUUUCUAAAUUACUGCAAUAUUCUUAUCAGUGAACUCAGAUGCCAUUCAAUUUAAUUUUAAAAAUAAAUACAAAAAAGUAAGGCUGUUAAACAUUAAAGAGAAAAUAAGGACAAUUUUUUAAAUGACGGGUAGGCAUAUUUUAAAUGAAACAUUUUAAUUCAGACUCUUUACUUUCUAGAAUAUGAGGUCAUGAUUUUAUGUUUCUCUUGCAAGAAUUAUUGGUGUUUCACUUCCAGAACAGAGCUUUCUGAUCUGCUGUUUUGUGUGUUUCUGUAAGAGAAACCCAAAACCAUGAGGUCUUGGCAGGUAAAAAGAAUUACCUUCAGUAUAUUUGUAAUUAUAAUGCUAACAAAAUUAUUUAAGAUCUUUUACCUUUUUGUAUUUGCAAAAAUUUAUUAUUUGAAAAUCAUCAUUAAAAGAAAGCUCAUGUGAAAGUUUUCUUUCUUUAAGUCAGAUGACUUGGCUCCCUCUUUGUACUCUUUCUGCUGAUUUCUGAAGUUGGCUUUACUGGAGAUGGCACUUCUGUCUGUGAAUGAGACACAGCUCAUGUUGCCAGUUGGGCUAAAUAGUUCAUUUUGGUCUUUACCAUUCCUGUUCUGUUUUUUCUCUUUGGAGUCUGCCCCUUAUCUUGGCCUCUCACCAUUUCUUUUUUCACACUACUAGUAAUAGCAGCUAUCUCUUCCCUAACUAGUUAGUUCAUCAAGCUGUGUAGAAAGGGGGGAAAGAAAGCAGGAAAAAUUUAGA